Messenger RNA from Cuscuta campestris, 1149 nucleotides. Lineage: Eukaryota; Viridiplantae; Streptophyta; Magnoliopsida; Solanales; Convolvulaceae. The record is from the annotation of a GenBank genome assembly.
AACCUUCUCAGUUGACGUCGUCGGGUUCAAUCUCGACAUCGGCGUGCUUCACCCGUUUCUUCGAUCCUUGCAAUUAUCUCCAUAACCCUCUUUGCUGUUCUUUUAAAUUCGCCUUCGAAACUUCUCCAUUUUUCGUUCAUUUUCAGUAAAACUCUGGAUUCUUAACUUGGUGAAUUGAUCAUUGAUGAGCGAUCUACAGUGAGAUACACAAUUCCCCUAAAAAAAUAUAGGGCUUUUGGUGUUCUGGGCGCGGAUUUACUUAGUUUAUGUAUAUACGAGUAGGAGGAUCGAUGGAACGGGAAGUACAGCUGGAGCCGGCGGCAGGGCCUGAGCCCAGCGACUCCGACCCUCUGCUAAACGACCACCGUGUUGACCUGACACCAUCGCUCCCCUCUGCGCCGGAGAGCUCCAGCGAGAUUAAGGUCGAAGAUUCGGAGAAUGGUUCGCUGCCUUGCUGCAGAAUCUGCCUCGAGUGCGACGGGGAAGAUGAUGAUGACUUGAUAUCACCAUGCAUGUGCAAAGGCACCCAGCAGUUUGUGCAUCGUGCUUGUCUUGAUCACUGGCGAUCGGUCAAAGAGGGAUUUGCAUUUUCACAUUGUACUACUUGCAAAGCUCAGUUUCAUCUUCGAGUCGUGGAGCUAGAGGACAACAGUUGGAGGAAUAUAAAGUUCAGGCUCUUUGUUGCUAGGGAUAUUUUCCUUGUGUUUUUGGCUGUACAAUCUGUAUGUAUUGUCUUCUCUAAUCCUGACCUCUAAUGUCGCUUUUACUGAAUGUGGUUUUCACGAACAAUGGCGUCAUGUCCACUUUGUGCAUUCUGAAAGCAUCUUAUUUGUUUUCUUUUUUUGCAAGUGUUUAUUCUGUUUGUAUCUCUAGUGCUUAUCUAAAAAUGAGAAAGUAGAAUAUUAUGAGGGAAACAUGCAAAUUUGGAAAUGAAAAUGAAGACCGAAAAUGUUCCUUUUUUGAAGUUAGUACUGAUAAGGUUGUUGCUAUAUUCACCUCCAUUUUGGCUAUAUCCACUCUAUUAAUGUUAAAUUGAUAAUUUUAACCUCAAAAAUCAAAAGAGAGAAUGCAAGGCCACUUUAAGUGCAAAAUUGUCCAUUUAAUACAAAAGGUGUGGACAUAGCAACACCCUACUGAUAAUUGUCUUGA